Carassius carassius (crucian carp) is the source of this 4075-nucleotide messenger RNA. RefSeq names its product Carbohydrate sulfotransferase 1-like. Lineage: Eukaryota; Metazoa; Chordata; Actinopteri; Cypriniformes; Cyprinidae. Bases 1206 to 2468 code for a protein of 420 amino acids. The record is from RefSeq and is a predicted model, not a curated record. The transcript has 2 exons. Gene Ontology annotation, molecular function: keratan sulfotransferase activity; N-acetylglucosamine 6-O-sulfotransferase activity. Gene Ontology annotation, biological process: keratan sulfate proteoglycan metabolic process; N-acetylglucosamine metabolic process.
GUGAUGAGAGAAUGUGUUACAGAUCAAACUGUGUGAACUGAAAACUGCAGCAACACAUUGAUUUUGGAGAAGGUUUAGGCAAUUUGAAAUGUUUUUAGAUGAGGAAAGACCAACUAGUUUGGGUUGUCAUCUGUGACCAAUACUGAGAUGCUAUUAGUGUUGAGCUGAAUUCUGGGCAUACAAAAUUAAAUUAAUUUUAAAGCACACGCAAAUGGACAAAAAUGAAUGCUUCCUACUCGUUAGUCUUAAGUAUCUUUGAAAAUAAGUCAAUAGGCCUGGUCACAUCACAACUUAUUCUGGCCAAGAACUGCUUACAUAAACAGAACAUUGUUAUUUAAAGUAUCAAUGAGAUGUUAUUAUAGUUUUUAUGUUUUCCAUUUUCUUUUUUUCUUUAGUUAGAAUUGUUGUUGUGUUUUUGUCUAUAGUUUUAACCCAACCCUAACCCUAAUUCAUUUUUAAACUAAGUUAAAAUGAGAAGUAUUUUAUUUAGCAAGUAGCUGAAAUAAAAUACUUUUUUCCAGUAACAUUUAUUUUAAGAAAAUGAUGUUAUGAUUUUCAUUUAAUAUGGUUAUAGUUAUAUAAUGACCCUGGAUUAGGAACAAACUGCCUGAUCAACAUGAAAAUCAACAUGUCGACAUGUAAAGCAACACGAUUAAUAUGAAUAAUAGACCAAAUUUGGCAAACUAUUUGAAUUAUUUCAUCCUUAGUGAUGCUUGUUGUAUUAGCUUGGUACCUUGUAAACACAAAUGUGUUCCCUAGUUAACUAAUAAAUCAGAUUAGAGCUUGACAGAUCAAGAGAGAUAUGCAUGCAUUAGGUAUUUGGCCAGCAAAUGGACUGGUCGGUGGGUGAGUCCAGGUGACAGAAAUGACCACCUUGUUACUGUGGUUUAAGUUAUAAGUUUGCAAUCAUUUAAAUAUGGAAAUACUAUGGUAAUAGGGCCAAGCAGCCUAUUCUGUAACUGUGAUGAUGAUUAAAUGUGAAAAAUAUGUAAUACCAACUCCACAAGCACUCAAGUGUAAUGAUCUCUCAAAGCAAAGCAGUUACACUGUUUAUAAUUUUAAAACAACUCUUCUUGAAAUGCACUUCCUUUAAAGUCCAAAAAUAAAGUGUAAUCCUUCAUUUUUGUUACAUAGGUUGCUUUAGAUAAUAAGUGUUCAUGCUUGCCUUUCUGACAGAAUGAAGCAUGUGAUGGUGACGGAGCAGUAUGGAGUGUUCGUGGAAGACUCUGCUGCUGCUCGUAUGCACGUCACUGGGGGUACAGUACACUGCCAUCCGCUCCCUCCAUGACUCCUUCAGUGGCCCAUGCCAAGACUCUGCCCACUGCCAAGGACGCCAGGGUAAAGAGCAGAGAUGGAAAUCGCUCUGCGAUGACAGCCGUGUCCCUGAUGAGACUAGUGCUGCCGCUGCUCGAAAGCACAUCCUUCUGUUUGCUCAAACCCGCAGUGGCUCCUCAUUUACUGGACAACUUUUCAAUCAACAUCCUGACAUGUUUUAUGUUUUUGAGCCCCUUUUCCAUGUGCAACAGGCCUUCACCAAUUCUAGUAGCCGUCUGCAAAGGGCUUUGGAUGGCAGAGCUCUUCUGGGAGCCUACCGAGACCUCUUACUCAAUCUAUACAACUGUGACUUCAGCUUCCUGGAGAGCUACAUUCGCCCUGAACCACAGGAUCACAUGACCGGGGCCUUUUUCCGCCGCAGCUCCAGUCACGCCCUGUGCACGCCGCCUGUCUGCCAGGAAGGUGGCGAGGAGAUUCUAGCAGGCCAACCGGAUGAAGUCUGGUGCCCAAAAAAGUGCCAGACCUUGAACCUCACACUAGCCUCUCAGGCUUGCCAAGCACGAACCCACUUGGCCAUAAAAACGGUGCGUAUCCCAGAGAUAGGCGACCUACGUACACUUUCAGAAGACCCCCGUUUAGAUUUGCGAAUCGUCCAUUUGGUGAGAGACCCCCGAGCCAUUCUUACUUCCCGCAUGGCAGCUUUUGCCGGUAAAUUCAGGGCCUGGAAGAUCUGGAAUGCCACCGGCCGCCAACCACGCUAUGUGGACCUGACGCAGAUAACGAGAACGUGCAGAGAUAUCGAGUAUUCUGUGGAGACCAGCCUGCAGAAACCCACAUGGCUGAGGGGUAGGUAUCUGUUGGUGCGCUAUGAAGACUUGGCCUUGAAUCCUGAGGAAAAGGCCAAGGAGAUAUACAGAUUUCUGGGACUGGACCUGCAUCAAAGAGUUCUCACAUGGAUUGCUCAUAACACCAAUGGCACUGUCCCAUCUUCUUCAGAGUGGAACUAUAAGUACUCUACCACUAGAGACUCAAAAGCCACAGCUCAGAGCUGGAGAGUACAUCUGAACUUUGACAUUGUUAAGACAGUUCAAUCUCUUUGUAACAGAACUCUUUCUUUACUAGGCUAUAGGCUUGUUCAGUCUGUAGAUGAACUGAGGAAUAUAACAAAAAGUUUGAUGGAGCCCAGGACAUAAUAAAGGUCAUUUUUAAGCAAACUACUAAUUCAUUUUGCAACACACUUUUAUCUAAAGUGACUUAUAUUGCAUUCAGUGGCUACAUUGAAUCAAACAGGACUCAUAAGUCCCAACAAAGUACAUUUGGUUAUGAAUGAUUUUUCUCCAUAUUUUUCAGUUUGUUUUUACAUACUAGCAUACUAAUGGGCAAAGCCAUGUACUGUAAAUGCAACAUUAUACAUCUUACUUUGGUGACAACCUAGCUCAUAAAUAAUAAUUAGGUCAUGAUUAUGAUGCUUGCUAUUCUUUAAAGGAAUAGUGCAUCCAAAAAAAUGAAAAUUCUGUAAUCAUACCCUUACAUAUGAUUUUCCUUCCUCUGUCUCAAACAAGUGGCCAUACAAUUGAAAUCAAAGAUAAAUGUUUUGGCAACCAACAUUCUUUAAAAUAUAUUCUUCUGUGUUCUGCAUAAAAGUCUGGUUUGGAACAACAUAUUGGUGAAAAAAAAAGAUAAUUAUUUUUAUUUUUUGGAUGAACUAUCCCUUUUAAAGUUCUUAAUAUUCAUGAACCACACCUGUAGAAUAGUAUGAUGCUAAAUAAGCACCCAGGCCCACCAUUUUCAUUCUGUAAAUGUGAAUUAAUGUGACCAAAGAACUAUCGACAAAAAGCACAGCAGACUUGCCUGUGAUGAACAUGCCAAAGUUGGUCAAAUGAUCAAAUAAAUAGCAUGUAUCAUCUGGGUGAGCCUUUAAAUGGCCUUAAGUAUGAAUGUUGAUCAGCAAAUAUGUCCUUACAACCCCAUAAACAGAGAUCUAAAAUGACUGAAAUGUCCUUCCAUGUUCUUUUUUAAAAGCAAAGUCCCUAAUGUAAUCAAGUCGGCACAGAAGGUUGUGUUCAGUUUAAAUCACUGGCAGACAGUUCAAUGUGUUUCCAUCCAGUGAAGUCCUCUAAUUUAUUUUUUUUUUUUUGCAAGCCACAACUUCAAACAUUAUCUCCCUCUGAUGGCUUUGUGAGUCAGAGUCAGUGAUUAUUUCUAAGUGCAGUGUCAACAUUGGGAAAAGCACUUUGGAGCUAUGCAGCCACUUUCCAAUUUGUGUAUAACAGAUAUGAAACUAUACAAAUCAAAAUCCUCAUUUAAUUAAUAUGCUAUCUCUUGUUCACAGAGCCCCCUUGAGGUUGAGCCUUUGGCUGCAGCCCAUGUGAUCCCUUGGGUUAAUGUGGCCCUGUUAAUUACUGUUUUAGUUCAAAUCACGGAUUAAAUGACUAAACCCAUGCACACAUCACAUUUUGGAAGUCUGAGCUCAAAGACCUGCUAAUAUGACAUGAAAAUGUCAUUUCAUUGCAUACAUAUGUUGCAUAGAAAUUCAGAUAUUAUGAGGCUUGGGAAUAUUAAAUUGUGUCAGUGUCUAGCCUUUAAAAAAAUCUUGGAUUUCAGGAUGUCUUUGUAAAUAUGUGUUGUUGUUCAUGCAAUUCGGCUAGUUCAUUUAAGCAAUUUAUUACUUCUAUGAGAAAUGUGCCCUUAACACUUUACAUAUUGGAGAUACGCUGUGUAAACAACAGUUCCUCAUCUCAGGUAUAUGAUGCUUAAAUGCAAUGUGCACUGCCAAUUAAUAAAUAUGCAGAGAAAAAAU